CCGAAGAGUUGAAAAGAAAGAACAAUUGUUCAGUGCUAACCGAGACUGACGGCGCGUUCCGCCUAGCGUUGCAGCGCAUAUCGCAGCUUUGCCUAUUUCUUAUCAGGCUGCUGCAGAUAGAAUGUCCGACCGAGACACUCGCAAGCAAUAUGCGGGGAUUCUAACUCCCGAACCUAGGAAUGAAGGCAAACACUCUCCAGUCCUGCAGGACACGGCGUCACUGCACAGUUGUGAAUAUUCUCUGCAGCCCGUAAAAACCCCGCCUUCGGCGUGAUGAGGGUCACAGUCACCCUGCCUCAAAUCCAUCGCAGGAUCUGGCCAAAUACAUUCUGCACGAGCUUGCACAGUCCGAAGGCUUUUCCAUCUCGCCGAAAGCGGGGCAUCGUGGCCACCAUACGCAUAAAGCUGUGAGUUGGGAUUCGACAGACGGCCAUCAGCUCAUUCCUGUCUAACCUGCGAUGAAAUGGCGUACCUAGCUCAAUUGGAGGCAGUUUCGAGGGAUCUGUCGGCAGCCGUCGAGGAGCUUGCCUCGCAUUACAGGCAUGGAGGGAUAGACAGUCUCGGUGUCCGACCACCACAGCUGCUACCCACAGGAGCACCUCCAGAUGUCCACCGAGCAAGAGAGUCCGCGUUGGCAAGUCUGACUAAAUUGCAAGUCAUGCUGGCGGAACCGACGGAUUUGCUGCAAAAUCUGGCAGGCCAGGUGCAAUUGCUUGCCUGUAUGCAAUGGCUUGGUGAUCUUCAAGUUCCAGCUUGUAUCCCGUUGGAGGGCACCGCCUUGAUCAAGGAUGUUUCCAAUCUUAUCGGGGUCCCAGAAAGCCAGCUUAGUCGGGUUAUCAAAAUGGCUACAACCGGGGGCUUUCUCCAGGAACCACAGCCCGGCCAUGUGUCCCAUAGCGAGAUUUCCGCAGCGUUUGUGACAAAACCCUCGUACCUCGACGCAGCCAUGUUCUUGGCUGAAACGGCUGCCCCCGCCGCGUUGACCAAGGCGACAAGUAUCAAGCAAGAUUCCGACUCCGAUGAGCGAAAGGAUGGGAUCCCUUGUCUGUCUGCCUUCGGCACUGCCAGUGAAGCCCAGUUGCCCCGCCUCCAGCGGCAGUGGCAGGCCUAUCUCCGAUAUGGAACCGGCCAUGUGUGCGACAUGGCGAUUGAUGUCCUAACUUGUCUAGAGGGAGUUCGCACGACGAAUGAGUCUAUUGUUGAGGUCGGCGCACGAUCCACAGAACGGGCUAUCACCCUCGCAACCCAAUAUCCAUCGCUCCGCUUUACAGUCCAGCUCCAAUCCUCUCGACAUGACCGAGUUCGGACUUCGAAUCCCAGGAUAACCAUCUCGCAUCGACAACCAGGAUCACCACAGCCAAUUCUCAACGCAGCCCUGUACAUCCUCAAUUGUCCCAUCCCCGUGCCUGGCUCAUCAUCUGCCUUGGUACCGACACAGCUCGCGGCUGAACUUCGCGCGCAUCUACCUGCGUUGCGGCUUAACCGGUCGGCUACGUUGGUCGUAAUUGCCCCCUCGGCGUCGGACUCUGAUGAAGGGAUACGGCUGACGCGAAUCCGCGACCUGUCCCUACUACAACUGGCGAGGCAACGUGAGUUGGGAUUGUCCGAAGUGAUCAACCUGCUGAACGGAAUCAGUGACGGGGAGGGAAGACUGGUGCUGGUGAAUCAAGUGCGAUCGGCCGGAAAGUAUGGGGUUGUUGCGUUGGAAGUGAAGUAUCAACCUCAUUGAUUUGGCAGAUAAGAACCGAGUGUGGCGAUAUGAAAGCAAUCACCUCAGGUCUACAAAAUAUGCCAGUGUCUCUCAGCGCCAUGCCCCUUCGGUGCUUGAUCAGACUGGCGCUGUUGAAAAAAAAGACCCAAACCUGCGGACAAAAGCUCAGUUAUUACUAGGUGGCGUCGAGCGUUUUCGGCCGAUGAACACCUAUCUAAAUUCAUCGAAUGCUGUUUCUCUGUAGUGCAAGC
This is a messenger RNA of Aspergillus japonicus CBS 114.51, 1962 nucleotides long. It is a transcript of the gene tpcD, whose product is annotated as trypacidin cluster transcriptional coactivator tpcD. Lineage: Eukaryota; Fungi; Ascomycota; Eurotiomycetes; Eurotiales; Aspergillaceae. The transcript is spliced from 3 exons. Bases 464 to 1729 code for a protein of 421 amino acids. Gene Ontology annotation, molecular function: methyltransferase activity. The record is from RefSeq and is a predicted model, not a curated record.